Messenger RNA from Bipolaris victoriae FI3, 1713 nucleotides. RefSeq lists its product as hypothetical. Gene Ontology annotation, molecular function: zinc ion binding; DNA binding; DNA-binding transcription factor activity, RNA polymerase II-specific. The record is from RefSeq and is a predicted model, not a curated record. The transcript has 5 exons. The coding region runs from base 1 to 1713 and encodes 570 amino acids. Gene Ontology annotation, biological process: DNA-templated transcription; regulation of DNA-templated transcription. Lineage: Eukaryota; Fungi; Ascomycota; Dothideomycetes; Pleosporales; Pleosporaceae.
AUGAGCUCAUGUCACCAACAGUCGACAACUGUCUCGACCUCCAUGCCUUCCGUUGUCACGGCUCAGAAAAGACCUGCCCCACGUGGAUCCGCCUCAUAUCCCCGCAAACGCGCAGUCAAGGCAUGCCAGGUCUGCCGGUCGCGAAAAACUAAAUGCGACAACGCGAAGCCAGCAUGCUCAUUUUGCGUCAAGGUCGGAGCGACUUGUAUUCAGACACCGGUUGAUCUAUCCAGCUUUGACCCGGCUAGUCUACAGAUCUUACAGCGACUCGACGAUCUGGAACAGCUUGUUCGCGAGGGCAAUCCUGAUACCUUCGAUCAUUCCAUUGCCAUACCAAACCAGUUAAGUGAGAGCCUUCAUCCAGCUCAACUGCUGCCAUGUCCUAUAGAUUCAAUUCUAGAAUGGAUAAGCUUGAGAGAACUGCUACCACAACCACUAAACGGUCCGGCAUUUCUGUGCAUCAAGAAGUCGUUUGAGCCUCACCGGGUCCGAUCUCUACUCGACAAUUUCUUCAAUUUUGUUCAUGUGAAAAAUCCCGUUCUAGAUGAACAACAGACAAGGAGAACUGUGAAUCGGGUUUGCCUCCAUGGCAUUGACUGGUCACCGGAUGCUUGUCUUUCGUUGUUGAUUUGUGCACUCGGUACAAUAGCCACUCCCCUGGAUGGCGGGUAUGUGCCUCGUGAUUCAGAGGCUUAUAUGACGGCCGAGUCUUUCUUUUUAACUGCGAAGAAAAGAUUGGGGUUGAUUUUGGGCACAUCAAGCCUUAUUGAAGCUCAAUGCAUGUUCCUUGCAGGGGUAUACAGCAUAUGCACUUUUGAUAGAAUGGCAGCUUGGCGUUACUUCAUGCAAUCAUUAGCUUGCUGCCGGACCUUCCAAUCGCUGAUAGGGUUUAGACGAGAAUAUGGAGACCAGCUGGAUGAGGCCGGCCGUUGGUCAGCAGCUGCGGAGCAAGCAAUAUAUUGGUCCGCUUGGAAGUCGGAGCGUGAGGUAAACCAAGAACUCAACUUGCCCGGCUUCUUAUUUUCCGAACUUGACGCUGGAUAUCCGCCAUUAUUCCCUACACCACCGAGCCACGAUAGCGAUGCUACGACGUUACAUGCUCUGAGACAGAGACGCGCGAACACACUUCUUGAGAUCAAGGAAUCGACAUCACAAGUCGGCCAGAGUCAUAUCGACAGACUUGCUCAAGAAGUCGCGGACCGUGAAGCGCAAGUCUCGGAUUGGGUUUGCGCAUCACCUCGAAAUAUGUCUAUAAACAACCCACCCGAAGAAGACGAUGUAUGUCGAUUUGUUCUUCGUGGUCACCUGAUUAAUGUUUGGGAAAUUAUCUACUGGCCAUUCGUUGAAUGGGCAAUAAAUUCAACCAUUGUCAUGGAGGACGAACCAUUGUUGAGGGAAUAUGCAAUGAAAGGUCUGCAAAUCCACAUGGAACGCAUUCGUGUCAAUCGUGCCGGAUUCGCGCACCGACAUCAUGGUACCUUCUACCUGAUCAAGUCUUGUACUCAGAGUGCGCUCAUUCUCCUGGCUGCAGCGAGAAGCCGCAACUUUGUAACAGACCAGGCUGAGAAUUCGCUCCACGUCCCCAUUGGGUGGCAGAGUGCCGUUAAAGAAGUCAUUCACUUGCUAGAGGCUUGGGAACAGGAGUCGGCAGAUCUAUCCAGUAUGGCCAAUACUCUCCGCCUCAUGUAUCGGAAUUAUGAAGGAACGACCUAA